UGCCAAUCAGUGCCACCCAUCAGUGCCAGUCAGUGCCACCUAUCAAUGCCAAUCAGUGUCACCUAUCAGUGCUGCCAAUCAGUGCCACCUAUCAGUGCCAGUCAGUGCCGCUUAUCAGUGUGCAUCAGUGCCGCCUAUCAGUGUGCUGUCAGUGCCACCUAUCAGUGCCGUGUCAGUGCCGCCUAACAGUGCCAGUCAGUGUCGCCUAUCAGUGCCGUGUCAGUGCCGCCUACCAGUGCCAGUUAGUG
Messenger RNA from Staurois parvus, 248 nucleotides. Lineage: Eukaryota; Metazoa; Chordata; Amphibia; Anura; Ranidae. The record is from the annotation of a GenBank genome assembly.